AUGAUACGUGAACUGACUCCAGAAUUGGCUGAAAUUGCCAAAAAGGAAUUGAACGAGAACCCAAAGCAAAUAGCCAAUGAUUUACAACAUUUGAAGGACUGGAUUGCCAAACAACCACACCUGAAAGCAAGAACAGAGGACCAAUGGCUCAUAGCGUUUUUAAGAGGAUGCAAGUUCAGUCUAGAAAGAGUUAAGAAGAAGCUAGAUUUGUACUACACUCUCAGAACUACAGCACCUGAAAUUACACUUAGAAUCAAACCCACAGAUCCUAAGUUUUUGGAAUUCUUUAGACUUGGAACGUGUUUAAUCUUACCAAAUCCGAAAGGCAAGCUGUGUCCUCGAGUGCUGCUCAUCCGAGCUGGCAGAUACGACCCAUCGGAACAUAAUGUAGGCGAAAUCAUGUGCAUGCUGUAUUAUUUAGUUCAGAUUAUGGUGUUGGAAGACGAUAUUGCCUGUGUAUUAGGCAUUAAGAUCGUCACAGACUACGUGGGAGUCUCAAUGUCUCACUUUGUUCAAGGAACUCCAUCGAUGCUGAAGAAAAUGGUUGCUGUUAGCCAAGAUUCCAUGCCCCUUCGACUGAAAGGCAGCCAUCACAUAAACCUACCUUCUGGUGUUGAGAAGGUCAUCACAAUUAUUCAAGGAUUUUUAAAUGAAAAAGCUAGACAAAGGUUGAAAAUUCAUAAAAAUCAAGAGGAACUGAUGGAAGACAUUCCUAAAGAAGUAGUACCCCCAGAAUACGGUGGAUCUGGACCUUCUAUUCCAGAACUGACAGAAUAUUGGGUGGGCAAGUUCAAAGAAUACCAUGACUGGAUGAAAGUGGAGGAGCGAUUGGGAACAGAUGAGUCGAAACGUCUUGGUCCACCAGUCGCCAAUGACUUCAUGGAAGACGGAUCCUUUAGAAAACUUGAUAUAGACUGA
This is a messenger RNA of Spodoptera littoralis (African cotton leafworm), 918 nucleotides long. Lineage: Eukaryota; Metazoa; Arthropoda; Insecta; Lepidoptera; Noctuidae. The record is from the annotation of a GenBank genome assembly.